UCUGACUUUUGAUUAGGAUAAUUGUGUUCAAAUAUGUGAGCUUGGCCGCGAUAGACAGCUCCAUGAUGUCGUCAGAAAGAAUGACUUCGGCUCCAGGAUACGAAAUGCUGUGGUCAUGGGCUCGCCUCAGUAUUACCGGAAAGCCAGCGAGAUUCACGAGGACAAUACACACGUUAAAGUCGAGGAAGGUGAUUCGGAAACGGCUGCCAUGGGAACCACGUUUCGAGGAUCUCGAGAUGUCAACACCAGACUUCCUCCUCAAAUUCUAAUCUUGGUGCUUGAAAGGGGCGACUUGGUAUUUCUGUUCUUGCAGCAGGGCCCAGCCGACAGCUGGGUCUUCUUUACAUCCACCCAUACAAUUCCUGCGCAACGUCUCAUUUGCCCUGGAUUCCACAUGGCUAUCGACCCUUCUUCCAACUUUUUAGUUGUUGCAUGUUCUGAGACCCUAUUUAUCAUGUUUCAACUUCAUUCGAUAGAACACCUGCAAGCCCAAUACGCUCUCAAGCAGCCUUUCCAGCCCAUCAAGAACAAGGCAGCGCGAUCGGUCAGGGGUAUAAUCCACAAGAUUGAAUUCCUACAUCCAACUCACGGGAAUGAAAUACAAGUAAUCAUGAUGGUUAUUUUGGUCCAGCCUGAAAUCUCAAGACUAGCAAUAUAUGAAUGGGAUAGUAGGUUUGACAUCCCAGAGACCUUUAUGGAUGAGCAGUUUGGUUAUCGUCUUGACAACGAUUACCGUAUGCCUUUACUAGUUGUACCUCUGAAAGUGCGGAAUGCAUUCUUGGUAAUCACGGAGAAGAUUACAGCAACUUGUUCAAAUAUAUUGAGUGGAUCCCCGGUAUUUGUCCAAUUUGAACUGGUAAAUCGGGAAGAUACUUCAUUACACCAUGGCACCCGCGAACCGCUAUGGACAGCAUGGACUAGACCUAUACGCCACCCCCCAUACCACGACAGCAAGGACGUUAUAUACUUGGCAAGAGAAGACGGUUUCAUCAAUUUCCUUGAAUGCGGUGAUGAAUUUGAAAUUGAAACCAGCGUGAGCAUGGGAUCUGUGGACUGCAACAUUGACACCGCCUUCGCCUCUCUAUUCCAUCCAUUUGGAGAUAUUCUGGUCACUGGCGGGGACUCCGGCCCAGGUGCGGUUUGGAAUGUUCAAGCAAGGCAGUCUCCGCAGAGAAUUGGCUCCAUUCAGAAUUGGUCUCCAAUAGUAGACUUCACUUUGACUAACUCAGCAAGAGGAAUUGUCGAAGAGAAUAAUGAGGAUCCAAGCUCUUCCUCCUUGGCAAGCAAUGGAAGUAUAGUCCUAUCACAGCAAGACAAGAUAUUUGCUUGCAGUGGUAGAGGCAUGAGUGGUGCUAUUACGGAAUUUCGAUAUGGGUUUCAGGCCAGAAUUGGCUUGGACCUCACGUAUUCCUCUAACAUUAGACAGUGCUGGGCUAUCUCUGAAUUGAGCGGCGCCGCGGAAGAUGGCUUCUACCUUAUUUUAGCCCUUCCUAAUGAAUCUGCUGUUCUGCACUUAACCCGGGAUCUCGCCGAGGCAUCAGAGAAAGACCACGAGGCCACACCGUACGACCUUUCUUCGACUACAUUAGCUGUCUAUGAAGCUGAUGGCGGUGUGAUACAAAUCACGACGAACUAUAUCACAAUUGCCACCCCAACAGGCUGCUCCCAAAGCUUGAUAAGCGAUGUGAUCAGAGACCACAGCAGUGUUGUUGCAUAUGCAACUGUAAGGUCAGACGUGAUCGCCCUGGCUGUUUACUCUGGAUCAAGGUUCAGUAUUGUCCUGCUUGGAAUUAUCGGCCUUGAAGUUUCCCUACGGAAAGUAUUCGAUGUUGAAGGUGAAGUUACUUGCCUUGCGGCUGAAGACUUUGGAAAUAGUCUUGUAGUCUUGGCAGGCCUUCAACAAAGUGGGAAUCAAAUCCUUGCAAUAUAUCCCACUGAAGUAGACAGACAAGCGUCAGUAACACCCAUUCUACUGAAAUUGCGUUCUGCUACAACAAAUCCGAGCCUGAAUAUCAGCACAGCGAAUAUCAUAGGAAACAAUGCGCUUGGGGCCUUGACAAGUAUAGUCAGCCUUGGCGAACGCUCUGGCAAAUCAGUUAUUGUGACUGGGACAAGAAAUGGAGAUGUGCUUACCAUUCGAUUUGACCAGUCGCAACCGGAAAACUAUGAGAUUUAUAAGGAUAGACUUGGUGUGUCACCUUCUCAAAUUUUUCCCGGUAGCAUUGUUGGAGACCCUGACUCGGUAUUGGUGUGCACUGACGCUGAGCUUACGCUCAUGACAAGCUACGUAACGGGACGCCAAGGAGGUCAUUUUGAGCAAAUCAAUCGUGUUUGGCCGACUGACGGUGAUCGGCCCUCUAUGCCCUCUCCGCCGAUAAAUUCCGUGGCAUCGUUAUUUGAACAGCUUCCGGAAUACGGAAAGUCGACGAUGGUGAUGAUUACUGGCCCACGGAUAAUGGUUACCGAAUUGCAAUUUCGCCCAAAAUUGGUUCCACGAUAUUUCCCUGUCCAUGGGACACCGGUCAAAGUUCUCUACUACAAAAGAUUGGAGGCACUGGUUACUGUGGUUUCGAAAGACGGGCUUCUUUCGUUGCAUUUUCUGGAUCCCGUGACGGGGUGUGAUUUGUCACGACCCCUGGAAAGAGCAAAACUGAGCGAAGGCUACACUUACUACGGCGCGGAUUACAUCACGGGGCUUGGGAACCCAGACACAAGAGCUAUGUCUCUCACGACGUGGUCUUAUAGAGCUGGAAAUUUCCACGGAGACUGGAUCGUCCUUGCUAUGCGUAGGAGAGAUAAUGAGGGCCUCCUACUAAUCAUUUCAGCCGAUCUUGAAGAUAUUCCGACUCGAGCUGAUUCACCCCGGCGUAUACGUUUCUGGACCAAAUUUGACCGGAAGAUACGGGACGGUCCAAUAUGGUCGGUUGCCACAGAUGAACAUGGAGUAUUCCUAUGCGUCGGAAAUUGCGUUCAGUAUCACGUAAUUGAACAUAACAAGUUCAAAGUUAUUAGACAACACGAGCUGCCAUCCCCAGCCUCAUGGAUGCAGGUCGUAAAUGGACGGCUGCAUGCACUUACUACCAAACACUCACUGGUAAUCCUCGACUAUCAAAGUGAACCGCUUAGCGACAGCGGUCCGAUGGUCCGGCUGCAUACGGAUGACACCUGUAGGAUCGGGCUGCACUCAAUCGAAGUACGUACACCUCUGAGCGCUAUAACUAUGUUAUCCGAUCCGAUGUGUGGGAUUCAUGGUUUGUGGGCUCCUGUUGAGAAUGAGCGGCCAUUGAGCUUGGUAUUUCAAGCAGAGCUCCAAGGCUCUGUGAGGAGGUUUGCUCAAGGAUAUAUAAGGGCUCCUUGGAACUCGCCUAAGAAGCGAGCGCGCUACGGUUGCCUUCAGAGCAGCCCUUCCGGAUCGGAUAUCGUAGGACUUACUAUUGAUGGCUCACUUCAGCACUUUUGCCUCUUGGGAGAAGACGCUUGGCGAUUCCUUAGAUUCAUCCAAAACCUCGCCAUGGCGUCUCCUGCAAUUUGUCCACAUACCUCGCCGGAUAGAGUUGAUGAUCCUGACCUUGAGCCCAAAGCUGAUCCUAAGUCGAAUAUGCAAGUAGACGGGGACAUUCUGCAGCGAUGCCUUGAGAAACGUGCCUUGGAAGAGCUUGUUUCAGAGCCGCAGCACUUACGACGGUUUCAAGAGCUUCUGGAACCCCUAGACGAGGAUGAUUCCAUAUCGUCGUCACAACAAGACCUUGAUAGCAACACGGCGUGCUAUGAAUUGGGUUACAGUAUCCUGAAGUAUUAUCUUUCUCCCGUCCUUUGAUUUCGAUUUGAUUGCAAUUAGGUUAGGAGCUUUGAACUGACGUGAAUCCGAAUCCAAAUACAUUUCUUACGAUGUUAAUUGGAAUUGAUGCAGAUCGGCAUAGUUGAAUGUUAGUGGUUGGCUAUCGUGGAAGAAAAGAGAAUGGCCCAGGUAGAUUUAAAAUCUCAACACUUGCGGUGUACCUCUUAUUCCCAGUCAGGAUCUUGUUUUGCGGCGGGCAAGGAGGGAGGAAAGACUUCUUAGAGUAGACCAUACUCUCUAGAAUAUCAGAUCAGAAACCGUUGAGAAGUUUUCAAGUGGAAGCAUUUUGACUAUGCUAUCGCUUGAGUAAAGUUAAGUCAGACUUUCCCAUGGUGGAAUACGCAUGAAAAAAUUAUUAUUACUUGGUAAAUUUCAAAGUGAGUGUAGUGUCACUGCUUGCUAUGUUUGAUAUUAGAGAAUCAAGUUCAUACCUAUGAUGAGUCCUGAGAAAAGGGGUAAAACGGUUGCCGAUAAUGGUUAUCUAAUCGGCAGUUAUCGAUAAGCUACCUUAGCAGCUUAGGUACAGGUAGGUAGGUACUCAGGUACCCUGGCUACCAAGUUUGGAACUUGC
Molecule: messenger RNA, 4409 nt
Organism: Daldinia caldariorum
Lineage: Eukaryota; Fungi; Ascomycota; Sordariomycetes; Xylariales; Hypoxylaceae
Product: mono-functional DNA-alkylating methyl methanesulfonate N-term-domain-containing protein
Exons: 4
Coding region: 116-3817 (1233 amino acids)
Biological process (GO): mRNA splicing, via spliceosome
Cellular component (GO): U2 snRNP; nucleus
Molecular function (GO): protein binding; U2 snRNA binding
Source: RefSeq, a predicted model, not a curated record